UGUGUGUGUUUAUGUGGCCGUGUGUGUCGGUGUGUGUAAGUGUGUGUGAUGAUGAUGAUGGCGGAGCUGGUGCAGGGACAGGCCUCGGUGGCUCAACCCGGGAUGAAGGCGGACGGAUUCACGGACCCGUUUCACCGCGCGCGACAGAUUAAGAUGGGUGGCGAGCCGCUGCCGCACAUGAAUAACUCGUCUCCAGUGGUCGAUGCUUCGCUGUACGGAUACGCUACACAGAAACGCUCGCUGGAUGAAGGAGUGGCGAAUCAGCUCGGUGCAAUGGUACAUGGUACAAGGGCUAUAAUAACAGAAGACUUCAAAGUGCCUGAUAAGAUGGUUGGAUUCAUUAUUGGACGGGGCGGCGAACAGAUCACAAGAAUUCAGCUGGAAUCCAACUGCAAGAUCCAGAUCGCUGCUGAUAGUGGAGGUAUGAUGGAUCGGCCCUGCACCCUGACCGGGACCCCAGAAAGUAUCGAGCAGGCUAAGCGUCUGCUGGGUCAGAUAGUGGACCGCUGUCGGAACGGGCCGGGUUUCCACAGUCAGAUGGACGGCAGCAGCGCAGUGCAGGAGAUCCUGAUCCCGGCCAGUAAAGUGGGCCUGGUCAUUGGGAAAGGAGGAGACACCAUCAAACAACUGCAGGAGCGGACAGGAGUGAAGAUGAUCAUGAUUCAGGACGACCCCAUGCCCACCGGAUCAGACAAACCCUUGAGAAUCUCCGGAGACCCCUAUAAAGUGCAGCAAGCGCGAGAGCUGGUGGUGGAGAUCAUCCGGGAAAAGGAUCAGGGAGAUUUCAGGAGCGGACGCAGUGAUUUCGGAUCCAGACUCGGCAGCAGCAUUGAUGUGGCAGUGCCCAGGUUUGCGGUUGGCAUCGUCAUCGGCCGAAACGGAGAAAUGAUCAAGAAGAUCCAGAACGACGCCGGUGUCAGGAUCCAGUUUAAACCAGAUGAUGGCAUCAGUCCGGACCGGGUGGCUCAGGUCAUGGGUCAGCCUGAGCGGUGUCAGCACGCGGUUCACCUCAUCAAUGAACUGGUGCAGACGGCACAGGAGCGCGAUGGUUUUGGGGGUCCGCUCGGGCCCCGGGGUCGCGGCAGGGGUCGUGGAGACUGGAACAUCGGCACUCCUGGAGGCCUGCAGGAGGUCACCUACACAAUACCGGCUGAUAAAUGCGGCCUGGUUAUCGGAAAAGGUGGAGAGACCAUAAAGAACAUCAACCAGCAGUCCGGCGCCCAUGUGGAGCUGCAGAGAAACCCUCCGCCCAACACCGAUCCCAAUGUGCGCAUUUUCUCCAUCCGCGGAUCCCCUCAGCAGAUGGAGAUGGCCAGACAGCUGAUCGACGACAAGAUCGGGGCAUCUGGAAUGGGAGGAAACAGCAGUUUUGGACUCAGCCCUUUCACUCAAGGACCUGCGACUCCUCAUCAGAAUGGGCCGCAAACAUUCAUGACCGGAGGUUGGGGCACCACCUAUCAGACGUGGCAGCCUCAGAGUCAGCAGGACCCCAGUCACAACGGCUCUCAGAGCGGACAGAUGGACUACUCCAAAGCCUGGGAGCAGUAUUAUAAGAAGCUAGGUCAGCAGAACCAGGGCCAGAGCAGCGGCUCUGACUACAGCAAAGCCUGGGAGGAGUAUUACAAGAAGCAGACUCAGGCAGCCGGACCGGGCUCUCAGCAGAGUUCUCCUCCAGACUACAGCGCCGCCUGGGUGGAGUAUUACAGACAGCAGGGAGCUUAUUACGGCCAGGGACAAACACAGGCCCCCGGCCUCCCGGAUCAUUAAAUGAGCAGCAGCGGUGGCGACUCCAGACCCUUUAGUUGAAGAUUUUUGAAUCACUGCGAGGAGGAGAACAGACCUUUUGUAACAGAGGUUUCUAGAUUUGCAACGCCUUGAAGACUUUUACUUUUUUUCUUAGUGAGAAACACUAGCUGUAGAAUGACUUGUAUGAUUUAAACAGAGAACUAUUUCUAAAAAACAAAAAAUCAGGACAUCCAAUUGUUACUAAAUAACUUGUGUACACCAUUAUCUGAACGGAGGUGUUUUUUUUUUCCCGGGACGAGUCGGUUUGUUUUCUAUUCUUCCUUUUUAAUUCGUACGAUAUAUAUAUAUAGAGAUGUAUAUCGGCAAACGAACCCGGAGUGUGUGUGUGUGGGCGUUUCAUCGAGCGAUCGCGCAAUAUAAUCUCUUAUUUUUCUAGUUCUGUUGCAAUAAAACGAUGGGGGCGGGGCUUGGCAGUCUUGAAUUCGUUAUCGUUUCGUUCGUUUUGGUUUCUUUUCGUCAUGAAAUGUUUUAAGAAUGUGUACAAAAUGUUUUUCCUUUUUGGGUUCGUUUCUCUUACAUAAAGCAUUUUAAUUCAGUGCGAUAAUGAUGAAAAACUGUGAUGUUUUUGUUACAGAAAUAUAUGCUUCUUUUGUUACACGCGUCAUGAUGAUGAUGAUGAUGAUGGUGGUGAUGAUGAUGAUGAUGUAAUUCCUCAUGUACUUUGUAUUCUGUUUUCAGUGUCGUUUUAUUGUACUCUGGUUAAGAAAAAGGUGCAAUAUCUUAUUUCAUCAUUUUUUUUGAAACAAAGAUGGACUCUCUAAUAUUUUGACAGACGUUUAACGUGUAGAUCUUAGCUAUUUUUUUUAGAUGAUAAUUUUAUAUGACCGUGAUUAUUAUUAUUUUUUUUUUUGCCAGGGAAAGGGUGGUCUUGCGUAUCGUGAGGUUGUUUUUUGCCUUUGCUCUCUUGUAAAACUAUGUAUGUAUGCUCAGAUACUUGACUAAAUACUUUAUUUAAAACAUAUAUAUACAUAAAUAUAUAUAUAAAUAUAAUUAAAUCAAAGACGUUUUUGGUCCCUUAUUUUUCUCUUCUGUUUUCAUACUGAAAUUUGUCAAAGAUUGUGAAUGUGUAAUCUGAAAUUUGAUGUUGCAUCUUGCUGACGGAUGAUAAUAAUGUGUGUGUUUUUCUGUACAACUCAAAGACUUUAAAGCGUUCAGGACUGCUAAGCCUCCAGAGCCUAUACCUGUGUAUGAAUUAAUUAAUUGAUUAAUUGUAGUUUUUUUUUUAUAUUGGAAGUAUUGGAUGAUCAAAGUGGUCGUGUUCUUUGGUACCGCCUCUCUCUCUCUCUAUCUCUCCAUCUUCAUCAGCUCUCGCGCUCACUCUGGACACACCACCGUUUUAAUUCUGUUGUUUCUUUCUACUGUGUGAUCUAAUAUAUGUAUGAUUGAUUAGUUACCAACAUUGAUCUAGUAUUAACUUCAUUGCUUAAUGAAAAGGGAUAUUAUAAUUUCGAAAUGUUUAAUUUUAGUGUUUCUUUUCUUCCUCAUGUGUACAGGUAACCAUGUAUUAAAAUUGAUCGAAAGACUA
This is a messenger RNA of Danio aesculapii, 3331 nucleotides long. It is a transcript of the gene fubp3, whose product is annotated as far upstream element (FUSE) binding protein 3. The transcript is spliced from 19 exons. Bases 49 to 1767 code for a protein of 572 amino acids. The record is from RefSeq and is a predicted model, not a curated record. Lineage: Eukaryota; Metazoa; Chordata; Actinopteri; Cypriniformes; Danionidae. Gene Ontology annotation, biological process: regulation of DNA-templated transcription. Gene Ontology annotation, cellular component: cytoplasm; nucleus. Gene Ontology annotation, molecular function: mRNA binding.